CACGGAAUUUUUGUCGAUGGAAAGCGCACCAGGUUUGCUAUCUCGCGCCCUUAAUCUCGCCUCCCGUCUGCCACUCCCAUCCACACCAUCGCCCGAUCCAAGCUGGGUACAUUCGUUAACACUGCUGCCUCGCCUUCUAGUCACGGUGCUCACCCUGCUUGUCCUGCUCCUGUCUGCUGCCGUGCCACUGUCCGCCACUCUUGCCCUGGCUUGCAACACCUGGCGCGUACCGAUUAGCCAGGCGCAAGAGCAGAUGACAUGGCAAUGAAUGGAACUGCCACAAGCGCCAAUGCGCCAACAGCAGCUUCGUCGUCGUCAUCAACAGCUCAUCAUGCUGCACCCUCGUCUUCAUCGUCCUCGGCUCACUUCAACCUCCCGCCUGCAGUGGACUUCGAUGCCAUACGGCGCAGGCAGAGAGCCGCACUCCAGGGCAUAGGGCCGGGUCUGCCCCCAGGCGCCAGCAGCGGUAGGGACAGCCAGAGAGCGAGCCCCUCGGCAUCGCGGAAUCCAUCGGCAGAUCACUUCCAGGACGCACUGAGUCAGUUCAUGGAGUCCAACAGGCAAAUGAUGGCCAAUCAAGCAGGCUUUAGUAGCAUAUCCUCCAACAAUCACCUCUCUAGCCGUUCUUCUCCGCACCUCUCUACACAAUCUCAUACUCAUAUGCCUGGCUAUCCCAUGCUGCAACAAGCUACCUCGAACUCACAGCACAACAAUCUCUCAGGUCUUGACUCAGGGCGCGAGCAUCGUACGGAGCAUCACUACCCUCAGCUACACAAUCAUUUCUACCCUCAGCAGCAUGACCGUUCCAAUCACAUACAGGCGCUCCCGCAGCCUCCUGGCCAAGCUUCGGGCGCCGUUACUGAUCCGCAUCAUCAUGCUCGCCUAUUGUCGUCCGCGUCGCACUCCUUGAACACUUUCUCUUUGGAUAUGUCUCGUGCUCACACAACGGCCAUGGGUCUGACUUCUCCUGAUGCCGACCUGCUCAGCUGUCUGUCUACUGUCAAGGCCGCUGCUCAAACCCUUUGCACAGACCUUCACACGAUCUCUGCUGCUCUCAGGAGCUUACCACCUCUGCCUACCUUGUCGCAGGAUCCCAGCGCGUCCAACAACGGGCCGCACACUGCCCUUUCGACAUAUCCCUGGCAGGCAUCGAUGCCGCCAGACCUCGCUGCAAUGUAUGCACAGUUGCAAGGGCAUCAGUCUGGCAACAACAACUCUCCCGGCAUCUCAAGCUCUAAUGACGACACACCCAAUCACCACAGCAACCGAAUAGAAGCAGAUGCUUCUGCUACAAAUACUCCAAAUCAAGCAGUGGAGCCAUCUCUACUCUUAAGCUUGCUCAAUGGCGAAGGUUUACCACCUGGACCAGCAGAGCAGAUGCUCGAUUUCCUAAAUGCCGGUUCAUCCUCCUCCGCGAACCAAGCAGGAGUGCGCGCUUCAGCGGGUCCACAGCGCAUUCAUAGUGGCGCCAACGACGGCGAUGACAGUCCGCCAGACCCUUCUAGGCCUGGUUCCAGCAAAGCGCCCGUAAUCUCCUCAAAAGGCGGUCUCAUCAAGCACAAAUCUCGUCCACCCAUUGAAGGCGUCAGGAGAGAGUCAGUGCGCUACCGCAACAGAAAACUGCUCGUUGAUAUGAGAGAGCAAUUAUACAAGUGGCUAGACACCACAGAGUUCUGUCGCAUCGCAAAGAGCUAUCCAAACGGUCGAAACGGCUGGAUCACGGUGCCCAUCAAUGCCGAAAAGCCAAUGGAAGGGACGCGAAGGGUCUUUCAGCCGAAUUUUGAGAUCGGAUCCGAUUUGUACAUUGCAAACAAAGAGCUCUUGGAGGAGUUGAUCGAGCUAGGCGUGCAGAAGGUGGAGGAGAAGCCCGAAGCCUAUGGCAUGAAAGAGGGAGUGAACGCGAAAGACGUCGUAGUGGAUGUCGCCAAAGACCUGAUGGAUUCAGCGAGGCAUGGAUAUCGUGCGAACCUGAAGAAGCAGCAGGAGGACGAGGCGGACGCCAAGGCCAAGUCUACGAGGUACAAACAGCAGGAGCGUCAUCGUACGAAAGUACGCAAUCGUGAAGUUGGCGCGAAGCGACUUAAGCACCCCAUACCAGACGCACUGCUGACAAUGGGCCUGCACUCUGACGAUGCCGCUAGCGAUCAGGAGGAAAUGCAUAACAUGGACAAGGAAGAGUGGAGGAAGUUGAGAGUCAGAAAGCUGCAAAGUAAACGAGGGUGGGAGGCCCUUGCACCGAAGUGGAGGAAUCGCCACCUCACCAAAGCAUACCAUAUCGCCGAUACCCUAUCCAAGUCCAAGCAGAUGCCUCGUUGGCGCCGUGAUGGAGGCGUUGAUUUAGAACUUCCAGUCAGACUGUGGGGCAAGACUUUACCAAAGUGCAUCUUCGACCCUGCCUGGUUGCGCGAGAACGAGACAAAGAUCAAAGCCGAGCCAUACAACGUCACCGUCAACGAGGCUGGUGUGGCCGAUUGGGACGACGACGACCAUCGCCUCACAGACGAUACGGAAGAUGAAUUAGAACGAUACGAAAGAGAGCAGACCAGACUCUCUCGAGCAGCGAGGAAGAAGAGUGUUAUGGCCAACCAAGACGAUCCCUCGAGUCUCCGUCCCCAUCAUCGUUUUCCCUCAGCGUCAUCUUCACUGGGCGGCGCCAGAACACCUGAAGAUGAGACUUUCAUACCUACCCACCUGAGUCACAAGCGCAUGCGUAUCGAGCAAACUUAGUCACCACCUCGACGCUGAGAUGUGUCCACGUCAAAAAGGUUCAAAAGCAGAGUGUGGCAGCGUCUGCACCGUGCUGUCCAACUUUCCCGUUGUCGCCUAUUGCAACCUGUCAAUUUCUUCAUCUGAUGCGACGGAAUAAAUUAUACCAUGAACAAAGCACUACUAGACGACUUCUGACUUGUAGCUUUGGGCGAUAUUGCCUGAUAAUUUCAGCGCAACGAGAUAUUGAAGGUCUUUGUAUUGAGUG
Molecule: messenger RNA, 2974 nt
Organism: Microstroma glucosiphilum
Lineage: Eukaryota; Fungi; Basidiomycota; Exobasidiomycetes; Microstromatales; Microstromataceae
Exons: 2
Coding region: 265-2727 (820 amino acids)
Source: RefSeq, a predicted model, not a curated record